GUAUAAAUGAACAACCACUCUCAACUGACACUACAGGAAAACAGGUCAUAACCGACCGAAGAAAACACAUCACAAGCAGUAUAUAACACUUCCCAGCACCCAACUAGCUAGCUAGUGUAACUAAUUAAUGGAGGCCAUAAUUUUCGUAGCAUUUUUCUUAGCAACCCUAGCUUUUUUCCUCCUUCCAAACUAUCUCCGGCGCUGGAAACUUAAGUUGCCUCCGGGACCGAAACCGUGGCCGAUCAUCGGAAACCUACAUUUAAUAGGAACCUUACCUCACUGCUCGUUCCACGAUUUGUCCCAAAAAUAUGGUCCCAUAAUGCAACUAUAUUUUGGUUCCUCACCUGUUGUCAUUCUCUCCUCUCCAAAAAUGGCCGAGAUCAUGCUUAAAGAAAACGAUGUGUUGUUCGCCUUAAGGCCUAAGACGGCUGCUGGAAAGUACACGACCUACAAUUACUCCGACAUGACAUGGUCAUCGUACGGUCCUUACUGGGCACAGCUUCGCAAAAUAUGUCUCAUGGAGAUUUUUAGCGCGAAGAGGUUAGAUGCAUUUCAAUAUAUUCGUGUCGAAGAAAUGCAUAAACUUGUGAAAUCUCUUUAUAAGUCAUCAGGGACACCUGUAUUGUUGAAAGAUGAUUUGAUGAAGCUUACUUUUAAUGUAAUUGGACGGAUUGUAUUGGGGAAAAGUUACUUGGAUGAUGAGGUGGACGAUUCGGUGAUAAAGCCCGAGGAGUUCAAGUUUAUGUUUGAAGAGCUUUUUGUUCUCAACGGGGUGUAUAAUAUCGGGGAUUUUAUUCCAUGGCUAGGGGUUUUUGAUUUGCAAGGUUAUGUGAAGAGAAUGAAAGAUGUAAGCAAGAAGUUGGAUAAGUUUUUGGAGAUUGUAAUUGAUCAACAUAAUGAAGUUAGAAAAAAGAGUGACGUUAAUGCUGAGGAUUAUGUUGCUAAAGAUAUGGUGGAUGUAUUGCUGCAGUUGGCUGAUGAUGAAGAUGUUCAAGUUAAGCUUCACAGAGAUGGUGUUAAGGCUUUCACUCAGGACCUAUUAGCCGGUGGAACUGAAAGCUCUGCAACUAGUAUAGAAUGGGGACUUUCGGAAAUGUUGAAAAAUCCAAACACAUUUGAAAUGGCAUCCGAAGAACUGGAUAGAAUCAUUGGAAAAGAAAGAUGGGUAGAGGAAAAAGAUAUUCAAAACCUCCCCUACAUUGAAGCAAUUUCAAAAGAAAUCUUACGGCUGCACCCUGUGGCACCGCUAUUAGUACCCCAUAUGGCUAGCCAAAACUGUAAAAUUUCUGGUUAUGACGUUCUUGAAGGAACCAUAGUGUUGGUGAAUACAUGGACUAUUGCAAGAGACCCGACAGUUUGGAGUGAUCCGUAUGAGUUUCGGCCUGAGAGGUUCAUGGGGGUUGAUAUUGAUGUUAAGGGAAGAGAUUUUAGGAUUCUUCCAUUUGGAUCGGGUCGGAGGAGGUGCCCGGGUUAUAGUCUAGGCCUUAAGUUGAUACAAUUGAACUUGGCCAAUCUUCUGCAUGGGUUUACAUGGAAAUUGCCGGAGAAUAUGACGGUGGAGGAGUUGAAUAUGGAGGAGUCUUUUGGACUCUCUGUUCCGAGAAAGGUUCCUCUUGUUGCUGUUGCUGAGCCUAGACUUCCGUCUCAUCUUUAUGCUUAAAAGUUGCUCCAUCUUGUGCUAAAUGCUUGAAUUAACGUACUUGUUACAUUAAUGUGUGAAGUUUCUGUUUUGAAAUUUCUGUAAGAAAUUGUUUUCUUAUUUGUCACUGUACUGUGUUAAAUUAUAAAGAGGUUGCAGAAAUUUUGCCAUGAAAA
This is a messenger RNA of Daucus carota subsp. sativus, 1815 nucleotides long. Its product is annotated as trimethyltridecatetraene synthase. The transcript is spliced from 2 exons. Gene Ontology annotation, molecular function: oxidoreductase activity, acting on paired donors, with incorporation or reduction of molecular oxygen; iron ion binding; heme binding. NCBI's taxonomy places the organism in Eukaryota, Viridiplantae, Streptophyta, Magnoliopsida, Apiales, Apiaceae. The record is from RefSeq and is a predicted model, not a curated record. The coding region runs from base 128 to 1660 and encodes 510 amino acids.